UGUGGGUUCAAACGUUCGCGCCCCCACAAGCAGGAGGCCGUGUGGAUGCCAGAAGAUGUCCGCUUCGUCGCGCUAACGAGUAGCCUCUGAAUUGAAUGGCAGCGGCACUCAGCUUGUUUUCGCACUGAAGAAAUGUGAAGCUUUGAUCCACAAGCUCUCGAGCUGGACUUCCUCAAAUAACCACAAAGAUGAAGGCAGCAGACGAGCCUGCCUACCUGACAGUGGGGACAGACGUAAGCGCCAAAUACAGAGGGGCCUUCUGCGAGGCGAAGAUCAAAACGGUGAAGAGACUGGUGAAGGUCAAGGUGACUCUGAAAGGUGAGAGCGCCAGUCAGGUGGUCCAUGAUGACCAGGUCAAAGGGCCACUGAGGGUGGGAUCCACGGUGGAGGUGAAGACCAACGAGGGUUUAUGUAGCGAGGCUGUCAUCGGUAAGCUGACAGAUGCCAGCCUCUACACUGUUGUGUUUGACGAUGGCGACGAGAAGACACUGCGUCGUACGUCUUUGUGUCUGAAGGGCGAACGACACUUUGCAGAGAGCGAGACUUUGGACCAGUUACCGCUCACCAACCCGGAACACUUCGGCACUCCGGUCAUUGGAAAGAAGUCCAAUCGCGGCGGACGGCGAGCCUCACAGGCUCUGGCCGACGAGGAGAAUGAGUCUUCGUCCAGCGAAGAUGACGAGGAGGACCGCAGGAGGCUGAACGAUGAGCUCUUGGGCAAAGUUUGCAGCAUCAAAGCGGACAGCGAGCCUGGCUCCUGGUUCCUGGCUCUGGUCGUGUCUCCCAGCUGCCACGAUGAGCUGGUCGUGAAGAAGGAUCAGUGCCUGGUCAGGUCUUUCAGUGACUGCAAGUUUCACACGGUGGCCAGGAGACACGUGCACCCCCUAAAUUCCAUCAACAUCAACAAGUCUGAGCUUUCCAACACACACGGCUUUGGCGCUGCCCAGAUGUUUGCCAGACGCAGGGAGAUUCCUGACGUUUGGAAAAUGGACAUGAGUCAAAUAUUGGACUCAUCCUCCAGUGACGAUGAUGGUGACCACGAACAGCAAAAAGAGAGUGAAGACGACGAGUUGGACGAAGAGAAGAGGAAGAAGCUCAUCAAGGAAGAGCAGCCAGAGGAGGAGCCAGAUCCAGAGGAGCGGGAUCACUUCCUGCAACAGCUCUACAAGUUCAUGGAGGACAGAGGGACGCCCAUCAACAAGCCUCCGGUUUUGGGUUAUAAGGAUUUGAACCUGUUCAAGCUUUUCCGUCUGGUGUAUCAACAUGGAGGCUGCCGCAAGAUUGAGAGUGGCACGGUAUGGAAGCAGGUCUACAUGGAUUUGGGCAUUCCUGUCCUCAACUCUGCUGCAUCCUACAACGUGAAGACUGCCUACAAGAAGUACCUGUACGGCUUUGAGGAGUAUUGCCGCUCCGCCUGCAUCACCUUCAGGACUGUCCAUCAUAACAACCCCCGCUCCCCCAAAGCGCAGUCCAUUCCCAGGCCGACGAGGCCCGAGGUCGGUGUGGCCACACCGAAGGAAGAACCUCCGGAAGACAAGGACGUGCAGGCGGAGUCAGAGAGUGAAAGUGAUAAGGAGGAGCUGAAGGAGAGACAGACGUCGCCGAGGGGGAGGCGGCGAUGCGGCGGCGUGGCGACCAAGAUGGACAUGCCCGUCAGACCCGACAAGGCAGCUGAGGAAAACAGCGAUGAGCCCAGGGAAGCCAGAAGGCGCAGCAACCGCCACCUAGAUGAGUCUGAGAGGGGCUCAGAUGAGGAUGACGAAGAGGAGGAUGGAGAGGAUGAAGAUGAUGACGACGACGAGGAGGAGUUGGACGAGGAAGAGGAGAAUGAGCUCGAGAGGAGGCGGGCACACAGAAGUGAGGACGACGACGACGACAAUGGCGACUCUGUGACGGGGACGAAGGUGAGGGUGAAGUACGGCCGAGGAAAAACCCAGAAGAUCUACGAGGCUCACAUCAAGAAGACCGACAUGGACAACGGCGAGCACUUCUACUUGGUGCACUACUACGGCUGGAACGUCAGGUAUGACGAAUGGGUGAAGGCCGACCGCAUCAUCUGGCCUUCGGAGAAAGGAGCAAGAAAGAGAACCCGGAAGAAGGUGAAGAACAAAGAGGAGCCAGACGAGGACAAGGCGAUCGUUCCGCCGGCUAUGAAACCCAUGGGAGCCAAGCGAGGUCGUCCUCAAAUCAGGACUACGCCCACCAGCGCAGCCAGACGCAAGACGCCAAGUAAUGAGGGGCGCACCAACGGAAAGGGCGUCCGGACGGAGCCCAGCAUGGCCAACGGAGACAAUGUGUCCCGCGGCCGGAGGACCAGGAGGGCGUCUGGUAUGUACGAUUCAGACCCCGCGUCCAACGAGGAUUCUGGGAACUCCUCGGUGGACAGCGAAUCGGAGGAGCCGCCGGACAAAAAGCCGUCUCCAUGGCAAGGGAGGCCCAUCAAUGCUGGCCAUCACGAGGGGGAGCAGGAGCCUGAGGUGAAGGAGGAGGAGAUGAGUGAGCCUCCCGUCACGCUGCCAUGUCCCAGCAUGCUUCAAGAAGAUCCCCCAAAAGUCGUGAGCCAACCUGAAGGGGUGGAGCAGCCACCACAGGAAGCCGUCCCACCGAAUGAACACAUGUCUGUGGCCCAGGAAGUUGUCUCCAAGGCUCCGUCGGCCACACAGGAAGUGCCUGUCCACUUGUCCCCUAAGCUUGAGAAGCCUCCGGAGGCAUCCCCUCCCCCACCGGAGGACGCGGAGGUGGAAGACGUCAAGAGUUGUCCCUUGUCGCCCCCGAGACUCAAAGUACACAGGGUCAAUGCUGACACGCCUCCUAGAAUCUCCCUGUGCACCUCCAGCCCUGCUCCUCUCUCCCCCACGAUGGCACAUACUCCGCCUCGCAGCAUCCUGAAGAGACCCGAUGAGCCCAUGGUGGUCCUGCACUGCCUCCCCACGCAGCACCUCCCCACAGAGCCUCCCGCCGCCGCAGACUCCGACACAGACUCUGCCAGCGAGGAGGAAGAAGAAGAGGAGGAAGACAAGAAGCUGGGUCCUGACAGAAAGCAGGAAGAGGUCACGCCUGCCUCCCCCAAAACUUCUGCAACCCCACCCAAGAUGACCACUGGAAUUACUCCCAAAUUCCUCCCUUCGCCGCUCCGCGGUAAUGAGGCAGGCAAAAGCGACCAAGUGGUGACGAAAGAGGAGGAGGAGGAUAGACAAGUCGGAACACCUCCGCGCUCUCCUCAUGCCCUCGUCCCCGCCCCCAGUGAGGAGCCACAGAUGGAUCCCGAGGCGCUGGUUUGUCACGAAGUGGACUUGGACGACCCGGAUGAGAAGGAAAAGCCCGCCCCUUCUUCGGAGACCCCCCUGCACCCCUUCCUCCAAGUUGCCGUCUCCAGCUCAGCCCACUCCUCCGAGGAGUUCCACACAGCCAACCACAGUCUUGAGCAGGAGGUGGCCCGUGUCGCCGGCAGAGAGGAGGAGGACGAAGAGGAUGAUGAUGAGGAGGAGGAUGAUGAUGAUGACGCACACUCGAGUCCCAAUUUUGACGGAUCACAGGAGACAAAAGGUCAGAAAAGGGUGACGGACAGUCAGUGUACAGUCAGCCCCUCGGCCAAGAAACAAAAACGAAACCACAAGCGAGUCAACACGCCCGCCAAGGUGGACAACAAGAACGGCACAGGCCACAGCAGCGACAGCGAGGACCAGUCCCGUCUUUCGUCUCUGUCCAAGCCCAACAAGUCUCCCACGCCGCACACCAAAGACACCAAACACAGCUCCGCAUCGCCGCAUCGCACGUAUAAGUGGACCUUCCAACUCGGCGAGCUGGAUAGCAUGACAAGCAGCGAGAGGAUCUCCUUCCUGCAGGAGAAGCUGCAGGAGCUCAGGAAGUACUACAUGAGCCUCAAGUCUGAGGUGGCGUCCAUCGACAGACGCAGGAAGAGGUUAAAAAAGAAGGAACGAGAAGUGUCGGUGUCCAACACAACAGCAUCCACCUCGUCAGGCUCCUCAGACACAGGAAUGAGCCCGUCGUCUGCCUCGCCCACUCAGAACACUGUGGCUGUGGAGUGCAGGUGAUGACACGCCCACCCAUCCUCGCUUGCUCGGCCAUGCCCCCCCCCCCCCUUCUCCCAGAGGAACCCCCACCCACCGCGGAGCCACAGUUGACAAAUGUGAUUUCAAACAUGGCCGGCCGAGGACCGUCGACCCCUCCCCCGGUAAGAACUGACUUCUGUUGAGACGUCCAGCUUCUACGAGCACUUCUCUCCUCCUGCUCUCCCCCAUCCAGUUGGGGUCAAAGGUCAGCUGCAGGAUCAGAGGAGCCCAAGCAGUGGUUUAUGCAAAUGAGUUAUCUGCUUCAACAGUCAUACAAAGUAAAAAAAAAAUAUUUUUUUUUACUUUUAUAUGGUAUUAGAGUUUCUAUUUUGGUUAAAAAAAAUGGUAAAGCAUUUUGUGUUGAACUACAAUUUGGCAGAUAAAAUGGUUCCUGACUUCAGCUGGCUUCUGUGCCACUCCACUUCCUGUUUCUGAACGCUCCUCAACUUUUUGUACAUAAGAUGUGAGCAGAACAACCUUGUAAAGAAUGAUUUAUAAUAUUUUUAAGAGAACACUUUGUACGCUGUUUGUUAGCUGCAAUGGUGUGGCGUGCACAUGCACUCCAGGCCGAGUAGCACCGGUUUCCAAUAAAGUUUUUAAAUUUGAA
This is a messenger RNA of Doryrhamphus excisus (bluestripe pipefish), 4680 nucleotides long. Lineage: Eukaryota; Metazoa; Chordata; Actinopteri; Syngnathiformes; Syngnathidae. The record is from RefSeq and is a predicted model, not a curated record.